AUGGAUGCCUCAGAUGAAUCCUUAGCAGCAGUGUUCAAUGCGUUGGAUUCAGAAAACAAGGGCUACAUCACGGUUGACCAGUUUGUGUCAACUUUCAGUGAAUUUUACCAGUCAUCAGAUCAAAGAGGUCGAAAAAUUUCGACUGCCCCAUGUGGCGUGGAGCAGCUGCUGCUGAUCUUGGAUCCUGAGAACGACGGAAUCAUCCAUUAUCAGGAUUUUAAACGAGCAUUUCAGGAGGAUUUGGGUUUAGAAGAAUCGGGUGAUCAUGGUCACGAGCCGUACGCGCCAUCUGGCCCGGAUUUUAUGACCUCAAAUUCCCGCUGUUUAUCGGACGGCAUGGAAAACAAGACCGAUGACAGCGGAGUCCACGUUCACGACCCGAUGGCAUUCGAUUUCGAUAACGAUUCUUCUUUGAGCACUGACGGAUUUAAUGGCACUCAUUUGUUGCGUGAUGAAGGUCGUCGAAGUUGGCCAAAACACAGGGGAGGACCGCACUUACAUAGCACUGAAUCACCCGGUAGCGCUUCGAGGUCAGACAUUCUGGGGGAUGUUGAAUCCAAUUUUGAGCUGCUUCACGAUCGAAUGAAACGCAUGGAAGCACAAGUGGAAAACAUUAGCAGCACCAGGUCAAACGGAGACGAGUCUCGAAUCAAUCGCCUGCGUGAGGAAAAUGCACGUUUCUCUGCACAGAUUACGAUUACCAUCCGGGAAGGGCGUCUCAAGGAAGCGGAAGCUCGUGAAUUGCGAAACGUUGAAGCCGAGCGACAACACCUGCAGUCUGUCAUCACCCAGCGAAAAAAAUCCGAAGAUCUUGCUGAAGCCCAUGAACGCAUUGAGUCUUUGAAAGAGGAAAUGAAAGAGAUGGAGGAGACCUACAAUCAACAGAUGGAAGUUCUUCGUCGAGAUCGGGACCAUGCCGUCCAUGUGCUUGAAGAAAUGAACAACUCCCUAGGAGACCGCCGCCGUAGCCGUACUAGCCCCGGGUCUCCGGUUGCCAAUACAGUCGCCAGUGGGUCCGAUCUUCUGAUCAGAUAUCAAGAAUCCCAGGAAGUUGUACGACGAAUGAUUACAGAGAAUAAGGAGUUGCGACGUGAAGUGCAAGAUCUCCAAGACCAACUUGUUGCGUUGUCCCUGGAUCAAGGCCGAAGCUUGCUCAAACCAACCGAAAAGAGCUGGGCCUCCGAAAUCGAUACAAUGACUAAAGAAGAGGUUGUUGAACUUUGGACCAAGGAAAAGCAUGCCAACCAGCAACUCCGACAAUACAUUGACACCCUUAUAACUCGAAUACUCGAACGACAUCCUGCCUUACUAGAAGUUGCUUCCUCGGUUGGUCGAUGAGCUUUCCAAAUGGGAAACUCAUGUCCUAUUUUUCCUACUAAGCCUGCCCUGUAUUUGCUCAAUUAACCAAUACACUGUGACAGCUGACCGAUUAUGUCUACCUUUUCAGAGCUUCUAUAUAACCCAUCUUUUGUGGCUAAUACUUCUACCGGCUGUGAAGUUCAGUAUCCAGGUCAGUGUUUUCCGCACCCACCUUUUGGUGCACACAUCCAUCGCAGAACUACGUCUGACAUAAUGUUAACCCUAAUCUCCUUCUUGUAUUCAUUUUCUUUACACACCUGUGAUACUCCUUUUCUCGACCCACCGGUUGACCUGAUCCUGUCAACAAAGUGAGAUGAGUUUUGUAAUCAUCUCUAUGGACUCCUUUCUCUCCUCAGGUUUUCUCAAACCUGUCGGUUCUGCGAACUUCAUCUAUUCGAAAACACUGCGCCAUUUCCUUGUGUAUAGUUAUUUUUAUCGAAUAUGAACGAACACAGAUCACAU
Opisthorchis viverrini is the source of this 1821-nucleotide messenger RNA. RefSeq lists its product as hypothetical. Gene Ontology annotation, biological process: endocytic recycling; regulation of cytokinesis. The record is from RefSeq and is a predicted model, not a curated record. Gene Ontology annotation, cellular component: endocytic vesicle; recycling endosome membrane; midbody. Lineage: Eukaryota; Metazoa; Platyhelminthes; Trematoda; Opisthorchiida; Opisthorchiidae. The coding region runs from base 1 to 1338 and encodes 445 amino acids. The transcript is spliced from 10 exons. Gene Ontology annotation, molecular function: calcium ion binding.